AUGGAUUCCGAGUCGGAGCACGAGCACCGCGACGUCAACGACGUCAACGAUGUCGAGAGCGAGUCGGAGCAGGACGAGGUGGAGGAGACCAAGCCCAAGUCGGCCAUGAAGAAGGCGAGAGAGGCGCCGGCACCGGUCGAGCGCCCAGAGCUGCCCGAACAGCCCGAACCAAGCACAGUCGACUUCUCCACCCUCAGCCCGCUGUCGCCCGAAAUCAUCUCGCGCCAGGCCACCAUCAACAUCGGCACCAUUGGCCACGUCGCCCACGGCAAGUCGACGGUCGUCAAGGCCAUCUCGGGCGUGCAGACGGUCCGCUUCAAGAACGAGCUCGAGCGCAACAUCACCAUCAAGCUCGGGUACGCCAACGCCAAGAUCUACCAGUGCGACAACGCCGAGUGCCCGCGCCCCACAUGCUACCGCUCCUACAAGAGCGAGAAGGAGGUCGACCCGCCCUGCGAGCGCGAGGGCUGCGAGGGCACCUACCGCCUCAAGCGCCACGUCUCGUUUGUCGACUGCCCCGGCCACGACAUCCUCAUGAGCACCAUGCUGUCGGGCGCCGCCGUCAUGGACGCCGCCCUGCUGCUGAUUGCCGGCAACGAAACCUGCCCCCAGCCCCAGACCAGCGAGCACCUGGCCGCCAUCGAGAUCAUGAAGCUCAACCACAUCAUCAUCCUGCAGAACAAGGUCGACCUGAUGCGCGAAGACAGCGCCGCCUCCCACUACGACUCCAUCCUCAAGUUCAUCCGCGGCACCGUCGCCGACGGCUCGCCCGUCAUCCCCAUCUCGGCCCAGCUCAAGUUCAACAUCGACGCCGUGUGCGAGCAGCUCAUCUCCAAGAUCCCCGUCCCCGUCCGCGACUUCACCACAAAGCCCCACAUGAUUGUCAUCCGCUCCUUCGACGUCAACAAGCCCGGUGCCGAGAUUGACGAGCUCAAGGGCGGUGUUGCCGGUGGCUCCAUCCUCACCGGUGUCUUGAAGCUGGGCGACGAGGUCGAGAUCAGGCCUGGCAUCGUGUCCAAGGACAGCCAGGGCAAGAUCCAGUGCAAGCCCAUCUUCUCGAGGGUCGUCUCCUUGUUCGCCGAGCACAACGACCUGAAGUUCGCCGUGCCCGGCGGUCUCAUUGGUGUCGGUACCCGCGUCGACCCCACUCUCUGCCGUGCCGAUCGCCUGGUCGGCUUCGUCCUGGGUCUCCGUGGACACCUGCCCAACAUCUACACGGAGAUCGAGGUCAACUACUUCCUCCUACGAAGACUGCUCGGUGUCAAGACAGCCGACGGCAAGCAGGCCAAGGUGGCCAAGCUGGCCAAGCACGAAGUCCUCAUGGUCAACAUCGGCUCCACGGCCACGGGUGCCAAGGUGGUCGCCGUCAAGGCUGAUGCCGCCCGUCUGACCCUCACAUCGCCCGCCUGCACGGAGAUCGGCGAGAAGGUUGCGCUGUCCCGACGUAUCGAGAAGCACUGGCGCCUUAUUGGUUGGGCCAACAUUGUUGCCGGUAACAUUCUCGAGCCUAUCGUCGAUUAA
Messenger RNA from Ascochyta rabiei, 1521 nucleotides. Its product is annotated as eukaryotic translation initiation factor 2 subunit gamma. Gene Ontology annotation, biological process: formation of translation preinitiation complex; positive regulation of translational fidelity. The transcript is spliced from 3 exons. Lineage: Eukaryota; Fungi; Ascomycota; Dothideomycetes; Pleosporales; Didymellaceae. Gene Ontology annotation, cellular component: cytosol; eukaryotic translation initiation factor 2 complex. The record is from RefSeq and is a predicted model, not a curated record. Gene Ontology annotation, molecular function: GTP binding; tRNA binding; GTPase activity. Bases 1 to 1521 code for a protein of 506 amino acids.